CGCAAGUCAUGUCAAAGUCAAGUCCACGGUCGUCGGUCGACUCAUCGUGCUGUGCUGGUGCUACGCUCGCUUCGGAAGGUCCGGUUUGGCCAAUAACGUACGUCGUCGCCUUGGAUCGAUGCCUAUCAACAACAUACUACUACUAUUACUACUACUACUACUUCUGUACAUACACAACGACCCACGACUCACGAGUUUCCUACUGCCUCCUACCUCCUACGGCCUUCUUCGCGAGAUUGAGGCUGUUUGUUUGUUUGCUUGUUUGUUUCUUCUCUCCCAGUGCGUGUGGUGGGGGUGGUGUCAUGGACGAAUAAUAGUUUCCUUGCCUUGCGUUUUUGUUUCCCUUCCCUUCUUCAUGUGUUUUUUUGGAUGGAUGGGGCUUGGUUUUUUUCUUCUUUGGGUUUCUUUGUAUGGUGCCAGUAGGUGGUCUGCACUGCACAGCACAGCAGGAGUCGGGGCGCCGCGGGGCCGGGGCCCGAGGGGCG
This is a messenger RNA of Tricharina praecox, 485 nucleotides long. RefSeq lists its product as uncharacterized. The transcript has a single exon. NCBI's taxonomy places the organism in Eukaryota, Fungi, Ascomycota, Pezizomycetes, Pezizales, Pyronemataceae. The record is from RefSeq and is a predicted model, not a curated record. The coding region runs from base 9 to 314 and encodes 101 amino acids.